GUUUAGUGGCCCGCCCCCUGCCACUGCUCUGACUCUGCAGAGACUUUACGAUUGGCUGCACAGAAGUCCUCCACGCUAACCACUGUAUCCUGACGAUCGAUUCAUGAUUAAUAACCAUAAGCAAGAGGCUCAUGUGAAACGGGUUUAUGUAUGUGGCUGCUCUUCACCUUUUGCCUUUUUAUGAGGACUGAGCUGAGGUGCUUCUUCUACUGCCUACUCAACAUCCUGCUCAUCCUUCUAUGGGCGCAGAUUGAAGUGCAACAUCCUGUCCCAGUGAAGUAACGUGGUGAAAACAAGAUGCCAGCCCCGCCUCCUCCACCUCCCCCUGGGCCUCCACCCCCUCCCACACUGGCUCUGGCCAACACAGAGAAGCCCACCCUAAACCGUUCUGAACAACAUGGAAGGAAUGCUCUCUUAACAGAUAUUUGCAAAGGUGCCAGAUUGAAGAAAACUGUCACCAAUGACCGCAGUGCUCCUUCACUUGACAAGCCUAAAGCAGGAGGUGGUGGAGGAUCCGGAGGUAGCGGAGGUGGAGGUGGAGGGGGGUUUGGUGGAGGCGGGCCUGCCGGACUUGGAGGCCUCUUCGCAGGCGGGAUGCCAAAGCUGAGGUCUUCAGGAAACAGAGACACCACUGAUUCGGCUCCCAGUAGAGCACCUAUUCUACCACCAGGUGGCCGGCCCUCUGGUCCCUCUUUUGGGUCAGGGGCAGGGUCUAGUGGUCCCCCUAAACUUCCUGGAGCUCCUUCUGGUUUGAGAAACAAUGCCCCUGAGCUCCCCAAAGGCCGGCCUAAUUUCCCCAGACAGGAGAGUCCUGGUGGGCCUCCUCCGGUCCCAAACACCCCCAGACCCAACCAGAGCCCUUCUUCUCGCCCAGGCCCCCCUCCCCCUUCACUUCCUGCCAGCCCCAGACCCACUUCCUCCUCUGGACCUGCUCCACCUCCAGGCAGGCAUGGACCUCUUCCACCUCCUCCUCCAAUGGGAUCAAGGACAGGCCAUUCAGCCCCCCCUCCAAUGUCAAAUGGGACCCGUCCACCACUACCUCUAGGCGGGAGGCCCCCAUUUCCUGAUGAGAGACCCCCUCCACCACCAGCGCCUGCGAGUAUGAGUCGUCCUGCUAUGCCUCGUGACGUUCCUCCUCCUCCUCCCCCUUCUGUCAACUCCAAACCCUCUCCAGUUUCCUCAUCACCAUCAUCCCGGUCUCCUGCUGGAGGCGGAGCACCUCCACUGCCCCCAGGUCGACCGGGCCCCCCCCCUCUCCCUCCCACCCCACCUGUUGGAGAUGACCACAGCACUCCACGCCUGCCCCAGAGGAACACCUCUCUCAGCAGUCUUUCCUCGGCUCCGCCACACCGACCAGGACCCCUACCACCACCUCCCAAUGAGAGACCACCAUCUCUGGGACGGAGCCAGUCUUCAAUACGCUCAGGACCUCUUCCUCCCCCUCCUCCAUCCAACCGUGAGGGCAGUAGGAGAUCGUCAGCAGCCCCUCCACCAGUAGGACGUCCUGGGCCAGAACCUCCUCGAAGUGGGCUUGGUGGUCGACCACCUCUUCCUCCAGACAGACCCGGAACAGGGCCCCUACCACCUCCUCCUCCAAUAGGCAAUGGUUUUCAAAACUCUCAUCACAACCAAAUACAGGAUGAAUGGGAGUCUCGUUUCACUUUCCACCCAGUGUCAGACCUCCCUCACCCGGAGCCUUAUGUGCCCUUUCAGAAGACUUAUCCAAGCAAACUUGCCAAGAACGAAGCCAGGGGGUCUGGUAAGAAGGAACGAGGGGCACCUCCUCUUCCUCCUAUUCCGAGGUGAAGAAAGCAGGAUGCUCUCAUCCAUCUACUCCCUUCUUCUUUUUUCCUCUUUCAGUUUUGCUUCUUGUUCAUUGGCCCAUAUCUGUGGCCAGUCUUGGAUCUGACUGUUACCCAAGUAAGGGUUGACUUUACUCAAAGUGCCUCUGCUGCAGCGAAUAGUAGCACAUAAACACCCAAAGCCAUUCUACUUCCUGUUACACUGUCUUCAUCCACAAGGCAUUUGGCAUUGUUAAGUGUGUGUUUUUGUUCUACAAAAGACAUUACCACAGCACUGAAAUGCUAAGACUGUUUCCUCCAAGACAUUUGUAUUGCUCUUUUGCCUAAAAUGGAUUGUGCAAUCCAGAAAUGUACCUACAAGAAUGCUGCAUAUUAUAUUUCCCAUUUUAAAAAUAAAAAAUGCUAAUUAUUACACAGGUACUGUUCCGAAGUGCUAACGAGGAUGUCAAAAACAAAGGUGACCUAUAUUUUGUGUCCCUGCUCGCCCAGUUUUGCCUUGUCUGAAGAAUGUAAUUUCAGGUUUGUUUUUAGUCGAAGAAAUGAAGCUGGUCUGACUUUUUGUGCCUUAUGUUUGUGGUUUUCUAUGGCACAUUUGUUUAGUUGGUUUAAAUGUGUUAUGCUAAAUAACACCAGCAGGGGAUGAGCAAUAAAACACAUUGUAUAUUGUUUAUGCAAUAUUGUUAGUUGAACAAAUAUCAGAGAAACGGGUGCGUGAUUUGCCAAAGCCCCAUGUGCCUAACAAGAAAAUGUAAUGUAUAUUUCUUUGAAUACAAUGGUACUUUCUGACUGAUGACGUUUCUAAUAACAUUUGUUUACAAUUGAAAAGUCUUAUUUGUAAGUGCUGCCUUGAAGGACCUGUGGAUGUACUCGAAUGAUUUAUGAAGGACUUUAUAUUUUAAGUUAUGUUUCAGGAACAUGCAGUAUUAUAUUUUUGCUUUACCCAUGCAGCACUGCUUUAAAUGGUAUGUGUACUUAAUGUACUGUUCUCUCAAAGACAAUCAUGUCCAGAAAGUGAAACAAUAUACCAAUAAAUACAAUAGUUUAAUAAUA
This is a messenger RNA of Boleophthalmus pectinirostris (great blue-spotted mudskipper), 2852 nucleotides long. RefSeq names its product WAS/WASL interacting protein family, member 1b (gene wipf1b). Gene Ontology annotation, molecular function: actin binding. Lineage: Eukaryota; Metazoa; Chordata; Actinopteri; Gobiiformes; Gobiidae. The record is from RefSeq and is a predicted model, not a curated record. Bases 298 to 1806 code for a protein of 502 amino acids. The transcript has 10 exons.